AUGUCAGUGGCCAACGACUCCCACUUUGACUUCAUCGUUGUCGGCGGCGGCACUGCAGGCAACUGCAUCGCUGGUCGACUGGCCGAAAACCCCAACGUCAAAGUCCUCGUCAUCGAGGCCGGCGUGGCCAACUCGCACGAGAUCGAGGAUAUCACGACCCCGUCCAAGGCGUUCGGGCUGCGCGGCAGCCAGUACGACUGGGCGUACAAGACCACCAUGAUCAAGCGCGACGACUACGAGCGCGUGGAGAAGCCCAACACGCGCGGCAAGGCGCUGGGCGGCAGCUCGACUGCCAACUACUUCACCUGGAUCCCCGGCUCGGCGGCCACCUUUGAUGAUUGGGAGCCGUAUGGCGGCCGCGACUGGACCUGGCAGGGCUGCGUCGAGUAUCUACGCAAAUGCGCCACCUACCACGAUGACGAAGGGCUGUACCCGCGCGAGCUGCAGCAAAUCGGUCACGGUGGGCCCGUGCAAAUCUCCCACGCCGAAUUAGUGCCGGAGCUGCACACCUUCCGCGACGCCCUGGCCCAGGCCUGGGUGUCCAAGGGCGAACCCCUCACUGAGGACAUCUACUCGGGCCACAUGCACGGACUGACCCACUGUGUCGACUCCAUUUACAAGGGUGAGCGCCAGGGCAGCUACGUCUACCUCUUCAAUCGCCCCAACGUCACCGUCCUCUCCGGUGCGCACUCCAAACGCCUCCUCAUCGACCCGGCCACGCGCGUCUGCUCGGGCGUCGAGGUCCUCCUCCCUGCCACCCACUCCACCCUCCGCCUCCAUGCCACCCGCGAGGUCAUCCUCUCGCAAGGAGUGUUCGAGACCCCGAAGCUCCUGAUGCUCAGCGGCGUCGGCCCGCGCUCCGAGCUCAGCAAGCACCACAUCGACCUCAUUGUCGACUCCCCGCACGUCGGUCAACACCUCCUCGACCACCCCAUCGUCCCCUUUGUGUUGCGUCUCAAGGACGGCCUUACCCUCGACGACCACCUCCUGCGGUCCGGUCCCGCCCACGACGCCGCCGUCUCCGCCUACCGCCGCAACCGCACCGGCCCCGUCAGCUCUGGGCUGCUGGAGCUGGUCGGCUUCCCGCGCAUCGACGCCCGCCUCCACCAAUCCCCGGCCUACCGCAAGGCCAAAGCCGCCAACGGGGGCCGAGACCCGUUUGGUCCCGCCGGCCAACCGCACUUCGAGCUCGACUUCGUCGGCAUGUUCAGCUCCGCCUUCCAGUGGCACUACCCCGUCCCUCGGGAAGGAAGCUACAUGACGGUGAUUGUGGACCUGCUGCGUCCCGUCAGCGAGGGCGGCGAGGUCACGCUCAACUCGACCGACCCGCUCGUCCAGCCCAACAUCAACCUGAAUUUCUUUGGAAAUGAUCUCGAUAUUGUUGCCAUGCGCGAGGGCGUGCGGUGGACGUACGAUAUGCUCAUGAACGGAGAUGGGUUUAAGGAUUUGGUGCUUGCCGAGUAUCCCUGGGAGAUGCCGUUGCAUUCGGAUGAGGCGAUGGAUCGCGCCGUGUUGGAACGGAGUCAGACUGGUUUCCACCCCUGCGGCACCGCCCGCCUGUCAAAGAGCAUCCAGCAGGGGGUCGUGGAUGCCCGGCUGCGCGUCCACGGGAUCCGUAACCUGCGCGUCGCCGAUGCCUCGGUCAUUCCCGUCAUUCCGGAUUGUCGCAUUCAGAAUUCCGUGUAUAUGAUUGGCGAGAAGGGCGCCGAUCUGAUAAAGGCGGAUCAUCGCGAUCUUUACGAGUCCGAUCUGCUCACCAUGUUCUUCCGAGCCAUCCAAAUAGGGCUGCCCCUCGGAUAUCUCAAUCAGAUCGAGAAGCGACUGGCUGAUACCGAGCAAGCCUUGUUUGAAGCGCUGACAAUAAUGCGCGAGCUCAAUGCCUCCCACGAUAGACCAAUGAUCCGGGCCACUCGCACGUCCCCCGACCUGCGGUCCAAAAGUGCGCGGAUGCAGGAAUGGUCGCGGUCGCCGUUGCGCGACUGGGCGGAGCGCGAACGCUGGUGGGAGGCACAGCGAGACCAGUUCCGGGUGACGCGGACGAUGAUCGGGUCGUCGCCGAGGAUCGAAGCACCGCCGCCGCCCACCAGAUCUGAAAGGCCGCGGAUGGUCGCCGCCCCCAACCUUCCGAGCAGGAGGACCUCUGGGACAGCGGAGUCAGAAUCGUCUCAACAGCAGAGGUCGGAUCGAGCAACGGAAGUGGCCCAGCGAAAUCCUUCGUUAUACUUUUAA
Messenger RNA from Aspergillus saccharolyticus JOP 1030-1, 2229 nucleotides. RefSeq names its product GMC family oxidoreductase. The transcript has 5 exons. NCBI's taxonomy places the organism in Eukaryota, Fungi, Ascomycota, Eurotiomycetes, Eurotiales, Aspergillaceae. The coding region runs from base 1 to 2229 and encodes 742 amino acids. Gene Ontology annotation, molecular function: oxidoreductase activity, acting on CH-OH group of donors; flavin adenine dinucleotide binding. The record is from RefSeq and is a predicted model, not a curated record.